UGAAAUGUUCGGAAUUCAAAAAUAAUUGUUUUCUUUUGUUUUUUUGUUUCUGAUGCGAAAUGUGAAUAUAUUAGAGGGAAAAUAUCCCGCCAUUAGGAAACCGGAUAAUCUUCUACGGCCUUGAGCUCAAGUCGGUGGUGGCCAUUUUAUCCUGUGCUUCGUCUCGCCGACUUCCCUGAUUGUUUCGCCGCCGGAGUGUUAAAAGCAACGUUACAGAAGCAAGAGACUCCACUGAAUCGAAAAUUGACUGAAUUGCGGUGUCAAAGGAAGUAAAAAUUACUGGAACCUCUUCAACAUGUUAGACCCAUGAUUAAUUCGAAUCAAAUGAGUAGGAGUCACCUCCCCGAAGUUCAGAAACCUAGAGGUCCUCAAACGAAUUGGUCAGAACAUGCAAAGGCGCUCGAGAGUUCAUCAUCGGUGACUAAGUUUCUGAGCUCCAAUGUCCUUUACGCCCUAGAAAGCCAAAAGCCUAGAGAUAUGGCUGCAAGGUCAAUUGCGUUUCCCAGUGUGAAUGUGCAUACUUUGGCGCACCCGCAAAUUUCAAAGGCUUGGCGUGCUCUUUCAAGUCUUUCAGUAAAUAAUACCUACCUAAGACCUGGCGUUACUCCCCCCAUUGAUGUUGGCACCAAUGACUCUUAUUCUGCAAGAGAGAGAUCUACCGCAAAAGUUAUAUCUAGCACUGGUGGUUCUGUUUAUUCGAGCACUCGACCAAACCUAAGUGCAAUGAAUGUUUCAGGAACUGGAAGAUCCUUUCAUAGUUUCCCUUCCUCUGUCCCUGGUGAUGAUAAAAUAGUUGCUGAAAAGUUUCCACGGGGAAACAAUGAGAUCAGAGAAUCAGAACCCAGUUGCACGCAUUUAAAUGGUGUGGAGAAGUCAUUCGGGAAUUCUGCAUUCCCAGCUGAGCAGUUCGAAUCUAGAAAAGCAUGUCUUGAUGAUAUGGAUGAUGAUGACAUACUUGAGAAUAUUGACGUCGACCAAAUAGUGAUGGAACACUACCAUUCAACAAGUACCCCACAGCCAUCAGUGUCUAAUUUUUCGUUGAGAACUCCACCUGUAGAUAGAAGUGCUUCCAGAUUAGAAGAAGAGUGCAAUCUGCCUCCUGAAUUAUGUUCCAACUGUAGUCAUGGAAUAAAGUUGGGGCUUUGUCCAGAAGCUUCAACCCAUGUGGAGCAGAUGAAGGACGUGUUGCUUGCAAUAUCAAAUGAACUCCUUGACGAUGCUACUGACCUGAGUCCUGAUCGUGUUGGACAGCUCCGUCAAGAGAGGUUACGGCUGAAGAAACAAAUUCAGCAGCUCGAGAACCAUAUCCGAGAUAAAGAAAGCCAAAAAUCUCAGUUUUUGUCAUCGACAGCUACUCGUAUUUUCCAGUAUGAAACACCUAAAUCAACAAAUUAUAAAAUGGAUCAACCACAAACUGAUUUUCGAGCACAUGUAAGUGACCAAGGCAGAUAUGCCUGUGAUAGCUGGAACACGCCAAGAGAUUCUUCCUUUUCUGUAGAUAGAUAUGGUCUUUCAUCUGCUCCUGUAGAGAGGGAACAAUAUGUUCCAAAGAUUAUUGACGUAACCUACACUGAAGGUUCAAACGACAAAAAAUGGAGCAGUCGUGAAUUUCCCUGGACAAGGAAAUUGGAGGUUAAUAACAAAAAAGUGUUUGGAAAUCAUUCGUUUCGACCUAACCAGAGAGAAAUUAUCAAUGCAACAAUGAGUGGCUCUGAUGUUUUUGUUUUGAUGCCAACUGGAGGAGGGAAGAGUUUGACAUAUCAGCUCCCCGCUCUGAUCUGUGGAGGAAUAACAUUAGUAAUUUCUCCACUUGUGUCUCUUAUUCAAGACCAGAUAAUGAACCUAUUGCAGGCCAAUAUACCAGCUGCUUCCCUAAGUGCCGGGAUGGAAUGGGCUGAACAACUAAAGAUCUUUCAGGAGCUGAAUUCCGAGCAUUCUAAGUACAAGUUGCUAUAUGUCACACCUGAAAAAGUAGCAAAAAGCGAUUCUCUUUUAAGGCAUCUGGAAAACUUAAAUUCUCGUGGUUUGCUUGCUCGGUUUGUUAUUGAUGAAGCUCAUUGUGUGAGCCAAUGGGGACAUGACUUUCGACCAGACUACCAGAGUCUUGGUAUUCUGAAGCAGAAAUUUCCCAACAUUCCCGUGUUAGCUUUAACAGCUACAGCAACAGCCAGUGUGAAAGAAGAUGUGGUACAAGCCCUUGGCCUUGUUAACUGUGUCGUGUUCCGGCAAAGUUUUAAUCGUCCAAAUCUAUGGUAUUCUGUUGUUCCCAAGACAAAAAAGUGUCUGGAAGACAUCGACAAAUUUAUUAAGGAAAACCAUUUUGAUGAGUGUGGAAUUAUAUAUUGUCUUUCAAGAAUGGACUGCGAAAAAGUCUCUGAACGGUUGCAGGAGUUUGGUCAUAAAGCAGCAUUCUACCAUGGCAGUAUGGAGCCUGAGCAACGUGCCUUUAUACAGACACAAUGGAGCAAGGACGAAAUCAAUAUAAUAUGUGCUACUGUGGCAUUUGGAAUGGGAAUCAACAAGCCUGAUGUCCGCUUUGUUAUUCAUCACUCGCUCCCAAAGUCUAUAGAAGGCUAUCAUCAGGAAUGCGGUCGUGCUGGCAGGGAUGGCCAGCGGUCAUCUUGUGUUUUAUAUUACGGUUAUGGCGACUAUAUACGAGUUAAGCAUAUGAUUAGCCAAGGAGGAGUUGACCAAAGCCCCAUGGCAACUGGGUAUAAUCGUGUAGCAAGUUCAGGGAGGUUACUUGAAACAAAUACCGAAAACCUUCUCCGCAUGGUUAGAUACUGCGAAAAUGAGGUGGAAUGCCGACGUUUCCUACAACUAGUGCAUUUGGGGGAAAAAUUCGAUUCCACAAACUGCAAAAAAACGUGUGAUAAUUGUUGCAGUAGUCAGAGUUUGAUUGACAAAGAUGUCACCUUGAUCACAAGGCAACUGGUUGAACUGGUGAAGCAAACAGGAGAAAGGUUUUCUUCAGCUCAUAUUCUUGAAGUCUACAGAGGUUCCUUAAACCAAAUGGUCAAGAAACACAGACAUGAGACUUUGCAGUUCCAUGGAGCUGGAAAACAUUUAUCGAAAAUUGAAGUCUCUCGUAUCUUGCAUUAUCUCGUAACAGAGGAUAUUCUUGUGGAAGAUGUUAGGAAAAGUGAUAUGUAUGGAUCUGUGUCAUCGUUGCUCCAGGUGAAUAACGCAAAGGCUACCAUACUAUUUUCUGGAAGCCAGACUAUAGUGAUGAAGUUCCCUUCUUCUGUAAAAGUAUUAAAGCCAAGUAAACAGGGGGCAACCGCAGCAAAAGGUCCGCUAACAUCAGAGAAGCAAAGUACUCUUCCACUUACAACAGAAGAUGCUCCUCCAAAAGAUGUGAAUCUCUCUGCCAACAUGUACACAGCCUUGAGGAAGCUUCGUACAGCUCUUGUCAAAGAAGCCCCUGAUGGUGUCAUGGCAUAUCAUAUAUUCAUCAAUUCAACGCUUCAGCAGAUAAGCAGACGGAUACCCAGAACCAAAGAGGAACUCCUUGAAAUCAAUGGCCUUGGGAAGGCCAAAGUAAGCAAGUACGGUGAUCAGUUGUUGGAAACAAUAGAAACAACGGUGAACGAGUACUAUGGAACCAAUAAGAAAGACUCCAUCAUCAGCAACGAUAGUCCCGAUUCAGGGAAGAGAAGAAGAGACGAGAACAUUAGUCCAAAUGUAGCCGAGGAUGAUGAUUUCGAAGUAAGCCCAAGCCAGUCCUGCAAAAAAACAGUGAGAAACAAAAGCAAUGAGGUUCUUCAUGGUGAAUGUAUAGAUGGAGAUAGAAGAGGCAUGGAGCUUGAUUUUGAUUUCAAAGACGAAGAUGGGUCAGAGAUACGACCGGAGGGAAGAGUAUUACCGUGGUGAAGUUGUGACCACUGAAAUUUUAGUUGUAAAGAAAUUUUGAUGUAAUAUUUUGUUAACUUCUAUGGCCUACUCAAUGUACCUUAAUUUUCAGUAGAUUGAAGAAACUAGUUAUUAAAUGCUGACUUCUUUGAUGAUCUCUUUUUUUUUUUUAAUCAA
Arabidopsis thaliana (thale cress) is the source of this 4029-nucleotide messenger RNA. RefSeq names its product DNA helicase (RECQl4A) (gene RECQ4A). Gene Ontology annotation, biological process: cellular response to cold; DNA replication; DNA recombination. The record is from RefSeq and is marked reviewed. Gene Ontology annotation, molecular function: 3'-5' DNA helicase activity; ATP hydrolysis activity; nucleotide binding. Lineage: Eukaryota; Viridiplantae; Streptophyta; Magnoliopsida; Brassicales; Brassicaceae. Gene Ontology annotation, cellular component: nucleus; chromosome. The coding region runs from base 307 to 3873 and encodes 1188 amino acids. The transcript has 26 exons.